Molecule: messenger RNA, 4386 nt
Organism: Colletotrichum higginsianum IMI 349063
Lineage: Eukaryota; Fungi; Ascomycota; Sordariomycetes; Glomerellales; Glomerellaceae
Product: Histone deacetylase interacting
Exons: 7
Coding region: 1-4386 (1461 amino acids)
Biological process (GO): negative regulation of transcription by RNA polymerase II
Cellular component (GO): chromatin; Sin3-type complex
Molecular function (GO): transcription corepressor activity
Source: RefSeq, a predicted model, not a curated record
AUGGGCGCAAUUCACAGCCCUGGUGGCCUUCUCGCAAACCACGGCUCAGGAUCUUCUGGGCCCCCAAUGCCUCUUGGUGCUCCGUCAGGACCUGGCGCCAACUUUGGCGGUCCCCUCCAGCCCGAUAACAACAGACCUCCGCAGCACGGCGGACCGAGCAACCCGAAUGCCCAGCACCAGAUGUUCGCGCCGAUCCCGCACACGACCGUCCCUCCCAGCAGUUCCCUCGGUGCUGCCAGCGGUGGGCCUCCUGUAUUCGGAGGCCCCUUGCAGCAGCGCGAUGCCCAACAACCGAUGCAACAAGGAUUAUACGGUGGCGGUGGUGCGAACAGCGGCAGCGCUGCCACUGGUGCUGCUGGUGGCCAGGUUCAAACGCAACAGCAAGGGCAGGGCGGCAUUGCCCAUGGCCAACAGCCUAUUUUGAAUUGUGGGCUGCUGUGCUGGUACGGCCCAGGUCGCCUAGGCAGGAUGCAGCGCCGCGCCGCCCCGCGCGCAUAUUACAUCCUCUUCAAUCCCUCCAUGUCCAUUCGCGCCCCUUCUUCAUCAUUUCUCAUCUCACCCACUGCCCCCAAACAAUGCGAAUUCCAUCAAACUGCUCGUAACCAGGUCAAGGUACAAUUCCACGACCAACCCGAUGUGUACAAUCGCUUCCUCGAUAUCAUGAAGGACUUCAAAAGCCAAGCGAUCGAUACUCCCGGGGUUAUCAACCGCGUCUCGGAGCUUUUCGCUGGUCACCCCAAUCUGAUCCAAGGCUUCAACACCUUCUUGCCCCCGGGAUACCGAAUUGAAUGCGGAGCUGGUAAUGAUCCGAACACCAUCAGGGUCACAACGCCGAUGGGCACAACCGUUCAAUCCAUUGCGGGUCGAGGCACGCAAGUUGAGGGUCACGCGCAUCCCAGCGGUGCCUCGCAGCCGCUUUUCCCUCAGCGCGGAAACAACUGGCCCCAGCAGCCGCCGCCGCCGCCGCCCCAGCAGCCUCAACAUAGCAUCGAAAGCCCCGAAGCCAACUUCAGCACGCCCGUGCAAAACGGUCCUGGGUCUUUUGGCCCUGCUGCCCAGAAUCUAGCGGCGGCUUUCGAGGCACAAGGCGUGGCUCAACAGCGUGGUCCUCCUUUGCAGGGUGCUGCUCACGCGAAUAACGCACAGCAGCCGCCUCGCAACGCGCCCACCCCUCCGGUUGGGGGACCCGCUAACAUAAAUGGUACUACCAACCAACAGCAACAGGCAAAUUUGGAACGCCGCGGACCGGUUGAGUUCAACCAUGCUAUCAGCUACGUGAAUAAAAUCAAGAACCGCUUUCAGGAUAAGCCUGAGAUUUACAAACAAUUCCUUGAAAUUCUCCAGACUUAUCAGCGCGAACAAAAACCCAUACAGGACGUUUACGCUCAAGUUACGACACUGUUUCAUACCGCACCUGAUUUGCUUGAAGACUUCAAGCAGUUCUUGCCCGAGUCUGCUGGACAGGGGAAGGGAACACCCGGACGACCCAGUGACGAACUCCCUCCCGGCCCUGGUCCGAACCAGACCCCUCAGCCCAGUAUGAGCGGUCAGAAGAUGCCCCCCCUGGGCAGCUUCGCGCCUCCUAGUGCUUCGAAAGAGAACAACAAGAAGCGGCCUCGGACAGACAAGCAAACACCCGUUCCUGCCCCAGCCGUCGUCGAGACCGCGCCCCCGGCUAACAGAGCUGCUCCGGGCGCCCCUUCCACUACCGGCGUGAACAACAAGCGGGCGAAGCUGGCGCACAACAAGACACUUUCUUCCGAUGCUCCUGCGGUUGAGCCAACUUUGACACCAAUCCUGCCGGAGCCCUUGGGACCUCCAGCCUCGUCCACCACAAACUCGGACGAGAUUGCCUUUUUCGAAAAGGUCAAGAAGUACCUCAGCAACAAGACUGCCUUCAACGAGUUUCUCAAGGUCUGCAAUCUUUUUAGUCAGUCAAUCAUCGACCGGAACACGGUGUUCCACAAGGGUAGCGUUUUCUUCGCCGCCAAUCCUGAACUUCUGGGCUUCUGGAAGGCGUUCCUCAAAUACGAACCACACGAGGAUGUCGUCGAUAAUCGACCUGCUCCGCCUAGCGGUAAAGUGUCAUUGAGCAAUUGCCGAGGCUACGGUCCUAGUUAUCGUUUGCUUCCCAAGAGGGAGCGUCUCAAGCCUUGCAGUGGUCGUGACGAACUGUGCAACUCGGUCUUGAAUGAUGACUGGGCCUCCCAUCCAACUUGGGCCUCUGAAGAUUCAGGCUUCGUCGCCCAUCGCAAGAACGGAUUCGAGGAAGGGUUGCACCGCAUUGAGGAAGAACGCCACGAUUAUGACUUCAACAUCGAGGCGAACCUCAAGUGCAUCCAGCUCUUGGAGCCUGUGGCUCAACAAAUCAGCGUGAUGUCGCCACUGGAGAGGGAGCACUUCCAAAUGCCACAAGCUCUAGCUGGGCACAGCACAUCCGUUUUUAAGCGCGUUUGCAAGAAGAUCUACGGUGACAAGGGCCCUGAAGUCGUCAACGACUUGUUUUCGAACCCGCUCAACGUCGUUCCAAUCGUUUUGACCCGCAUGAAGCAGAAGGACGAAGAGUGGCGCUUUUCCCAGCGUGAGUGGGAGAAGGUUUGGCACGCUCAGGUCGAGCACAUGCAUCUCAAGAGUCUUGAUCACAUGGGCAUUCUUGUCAAGCAAAACGACAAGAGGAAUCUAUCGGCCAAGCAUCUCGUCGACGUUAUCAAGACAAAGGCUGAGGAACAGAGGCGCCAGCGUAGCUUGAAGGGCAAGGCCCCGCGUCAUCAGUUGGUAUGGGACUUCUCCGACAAGAAAGUAGUCGUCGAACUGCUUCGUCUGAUGAUGCUCUACACCGUCAGCAGCGGUCAGCACAGCGUCCCAGAGAAGGAACGCAUUUCCGACUUCUUCGAGACCUUCAUUCCUGCGUUCUUCGAUAUUCCCGAGGAAGAGAUCGAUGGGCGGUUACCCAGGCUUCAGGAUGUGUCGGAAGAGGAUGACGCCGAAGAGACCGUCCCCGCCGAGCUUACCAAUGGCCGCAGUCGCCGUGCCGGCAGAAGGGGCGAUCUGCUUCGUGGUGUGCUUGACCCCGGUCGCAAUGGUUCCAAGCCCCGAGCGCAAAAAGAGGGAAGCGCAGCAUCUGGCAGCAAAGAGACAACGCCUGAAGUGGGCUCGGCCAACGAAGAGGAGAUGCCCGAUGCCCCCGAAGAUGGCGCUGGUCCCGAAGUGUCGAACGAACGCUGGAUGCCGAUCGUCCCGCAACCCAUUGUCACGACGGGAGACGAUGCACUUCUGACUGCUGAUGGCGAGCUGAAGGCGGACGGGUUCUUCUCUCGGCCUUGGUACAACUUUUUCUGCAACCAGACCAUUUUUGUCUUUUUCAACGUAUUCCAGACGGUUUACACACGUCUCAGAGACGUCAAGGAGAGCAAGGAAAGCGUCCUCGAAGAGAUCAACCGCGUCAACCGACCACGCCCGGCAAAGGAUAUCGGCUUGGCUGACAACACUCUGAGCUACUUCGGCCCGAACGACGACCCCUCGACCUUCUGGCCCAAGACCCUUGAACUGGUCGAGGAAUACAUCACUGGUGAUAUCGAUGAGGUCCGGUAUCAGGAUGUUCUGCGCCACUACUAUCUGAAGAGUGGUUGGAAGUUGUACACCAUCCAGGACCUUCUCAAGACGCUUUGCCGCCUCGCCCUCACCUGCAGCAGCACUGACGCGAAAGAGAAGACUCCCGAUCUCAUUCAGCAGUAUCUACACAGCCGUGAGAAGGAAGAGACAAACUACCAGGCCGAGAUUGCCGCUCGGAAGUAUGCGGAGAAGUGUGUUAAGGACGGGGAGAUGUUUGUCAUCUGUUGGUUCCCGCAGAAGUCGGAGGCUUCAGUCCGCUGGCUGCAACGCGAAGACACUACGUUCUACAUGGACGAGAUGAAGGCCAAGGACCGUUGGCAAUACUACAUCUCAUCGUUCAUCCAAGUAGAGCCAACAGAAGGUGUGCCUCGUCACAAGCUUCAGAAAACGGUUCUGGCGCGCAACCUCCCUUCUAGCGACGAAAAGUUUGAAGACAGUCAGAUCCCCAAACCCGUCUCUUUUGAUGAAGAUCUUUCCAUCAGCAUUUGCCUGAACUCUAGCAAGAUGGUAUGGAAGGCCGGCACGUCCGAGUACUUUGUAUACGACAACGUUCCCAAAGACAAGGAGGGCCGCGAGCGACACCUCGAGAGGCUCAAGAAUGCAAGCAACAAGCGCGAUACCAAGCUCCGCGAGAAGUUUGUCUUCAACAGCCCUUGGAUGAAGGGCAUGAGCCAGUCUGAUGUCCAGAAGUCUAACGAGGGCUGGUCAAAAUGGCUGAAGGAGGGCACAGUGCCCUCUUCUGACGCCGGAGACGCAAUGGACACCGCAGAGUAA